GGGGCGCGGGGAAAGCGCAUGAAGGUUCCAGAACGCGGGGCCGGCGGGCGCGCUACGCCCUCUUCCGGCGCGCGUCACGCACGGCGUGCACCAAUCAGCGCCGGGUAGGGGGGCGGGAUCCGCGCGCUGAUUGGUCAGAGCAGCGAGAAGGGGGCGUGGCCUUCUGGAAGGUUCUGGGUGGGUAUAAAAGGGCGGCGCGGCGGGCGCGGGGCAUUGAGCGAGCCGGAGCUGAGCUGAUACCCUGCCCAGUGUGUGAACGAGAGAGCGGGCCGGACUGCGGACAAGAUGUCGAAGGGACCAGCUGUCGGGAUCGAUCUUGGCACCACCUAUUCCUGUGUUGGUGUGUUCCAGCAUGGGAAGGUGGAGAUCAUUGCCAAUGACCAGGGCAACCGCACCACACCCAGCUAUGUGGCCUUCACAGACACAGAGAGGCUCAUCGGUGAUGCUGCCAAGAACCAGGUGGCCAUGAACCCAACCAACACAGUCUUCGAUGCGAAGCGAUUGAUUGGGCGCAGAUUCGACGACUCUGUGGUCCAGUCUGACAUGAAGCACUGGCCCUUCACUGUGGUGAACGAUGCUGGCAGACCCAAGGUCCAGGUCGAGUACAAAGGCGAGACAAAGAGUUUCUACCCAGAAGAAAUCUCUUCCAUGGUUUUAACCAAAAUGAAGGAAAUUGCAGAAGCUUACCUUGGAAAGACUGUUACCAAUGCAGUAGUGACUGUCCCAGCCUAUUUCAAUGACUCUCAGCGCCAGGCUACAAAAGAUGCUGGAACUAUUGCAGGGCUCAACGUCCUGCGAAUCAUCAAUGAGCCCACAGCAGCUGCCAUUGCCUAUGGGCUGGACAAGAAGGUUGGUGCUGAAAGGAACGUCCUCAUCUUCGACCUGGGCGGCGGCACCUUCGAUGUGUCCAUCCUGACCAUCGAAGACGGCAUCUUCGAGGUGAAAUCCACGGCAGGGGACACCCACCUGGGCGGGGAGGACUUCGACAACCGCAUGGUGAACCACUUCAUCGCCGAGUUCAAGCGCAAGCACAAGAAGGACAUCAGCGAGAACAAGCGCGCCGUGCGCCGGCUGCGCACCGCCUGCGAGCGCGCCAAGCGCACCCUGUCCUCCUCCACCCAGGCCAGCAUCGAGAUCGACUCCCUCUACGAGGGCAUCGACUUCUACACCUCCAUCACCAGGGCUCGCUUCGAGGAGCUCAACGCUGACCUGUUCCGCGGGACCCUGGACCCCGUGGAGAAGGCGCUGCGGGACGCCAAGCUGGACAAGUCGCAGAUCCACGACAUCGUGCUGGUGGGCGGCUCCACGCGCAUCCCCAAAAUCCAGAAACUGCUGCAGGACUUCUUCAACGGCAAGGAGCUCAACAAGAGCAUCAACCCUGAUGAGGCUGUGGCGUAUGGAGCAGCUGUGCAGGCUGCCAUCCUGUCUGGAGACAAAUCUGAGAAUGUGCAGGAUCUGCUGCUGCUGGAUGUGACUCCCCUGUCCCUGGGUAUUGAGACAGCUGGAGGGGUCAUGACAGUCCUGAUCAAGCGUAACACCACCAUCCCCACCAAGCAGACCCAGACCUUCACAACCUACUCUGACAACCAGCCUGGGGUGCUGAUCCAGGUGUAUGAAGGAGAACGUGCUAUGACUAAGGACAACAACUUGCUGGGCAAGUUUGAGCUGACUGGCAUUCCCCCUGCUCCCAGAGGGGUCCCUCAGAUCGAGGUCACCUUUGAUAUUGAUGCCAAUGGCAUCCUGAAUGUGUCUGCUGUGGAUAAGAGCACUGGCAAGGAGAACAAGAUCACCAUCACAAAUGACAAGGGCCGGCUGAGCAAGGAGGACAUUGAGAGGAUGGUGCAGGAGGCAGAGAAGUACAAGGCAGAGGAUGAGAAGCAGCGGGAUAAGGUGUCAUCCAAGAACUCCCUGGAGUCCUAUGCCUUCAACAUGAAAGCCACUGUGGAGGAUGAGAAGCUCCAGGGCAAGAUCUCUGAUGAUGACAAGCAGAAAAUCCUGGACAAAUGCAAUGAGAUCAUCAACUGGCUGGACAAGAACCAGACGGCCGAGAAGGAGGAGUUUGAGCACCAGCAGAAGGAGCUGGAGAAGGUUUGCAACCCCAUCAUCACCAAGCUGUACCAGAGUGCAGGAGGGAUGCCCGGUGGGAUGCCAGGAGGAUUCCCUGGGGGUGGAGCUCCUCCAUCUGGGGGAGCCUCCUCUGGCCCAACCAUCGAGGAGGUGGACUAAGGACACUGGGAAAUGCAUUCCACUAGCAGUUAGUGUUGGAGGAGACCCCCAGCAAGGCUGGGGGUUGGAGUGAAGGACCCAAUCCUGUAGGCACAUCUGGGUUUAUCUUGCCAGAUUAAAAACUCCAUAACUGAGCUGCUGUCUAAAGAAAAGAAAAAAUUAAAAUGGAACAAAAAACCAUUUUUUUUCUGGGCAUUUUAAAUACUUGAAAAUGUGCACAGGUGGGAGAUGAAUACCAUUGCACUUUACAGUACUGUAAAUGAGUGGAAAUGCAAUUCAUGUCCUAAAGAAUAAAAACUAUUUAAUGGGCAUCA
Molecule: messenger RNA, 2540 nt
Organism: Oenanthe melanoleuca
Lineage: Eukaryota; Metazoa; Chordata; Aves; Passeriformes; Muscicapidae
Gene: HSPA8
Product: heat shock protein family A (Hsp70) member 8
Exons: 9
Coding region: 286-2226 (646 amino acids)
Biological process (GO): vesicle-mediated transport; cellular response to unfolded protein; protein refolding
Cellular component (GO): cytoplasm; cytosol; plasma membrane
Molecular function (GO): ATP hydrolysis activity; ATP binding; misfolded protein binding
Source: RefSeq, a predicted model, not a curated record